Messenger RNA from Closterium sp. NIES-65, 261 nucleotides. The record is from the annotation of a GenBank genome assembly. Lineage: Eukaryota; Viridiplantae; Streptophyta; Zygnematophyceae; Desmidiales; Closteriaceae.
AUGUUACACUACACAAACACCCCCAUAUCAGACACCCCUUGCUGCACCCUAGGUUCACUCACACCCCACCCCCUAGCACCACUCCGUCGACUCCCACACACCCACCCCCUUGAGCGGCAGCUGCAGCAGGAGACAGAGGAGGAGGAGGAGGAGGAGGAGGAGGAGGAGGAGGAGGAGGAGGAGGAGGAGGAGGAGGAGGAGGAGGGGAGACCACUUACCCGCCCCCCCUACUCGCCACCCCCAGACCCUAAAACAGGGUAG